GUGCAACCUACAACAUGGCUGUGACUGGGACUCAGAAAUGGCGGGGUGCAAGUUGUACUAGUUAUCCAGUUGUCAUAUCGUGAACCAUUGACUGUCUAGGAUGUCCACGGCAAACAAUAGCAUCAGUCCAGAGAUAGUCAUACCUUCGAACUUCUUCGGUUGUGUCUCCAGCUCCAAUUCCAGUCUCAAUUCUUGCUGCAGCUCCGCUGGAAGCACGCCCGUUUUCUUAAAUAUCACCGACAACUAUGGUUGUCCUUACACCGCUCUCAAUGGCACCUUCCCGCCCACACAAGAUUCGAAUAAUUGGUUUGGGAACUGUUGUGCCGGCCAAAAUGCCACAAUUGGAUGUCUUACUAAAUCGAAUAGUGGAAGUGUGGGGGUAAACAGGCCAACUUUGUGGGCACCGUGGAAGAUAUUUUGGGCCUUGGCUAUUUUACAAUGCCUUGUAGUGAUGUCCUGAAACCACAGGCCAGGGUCUCAUGUAUAUAUCCUACGUAGCAGCGUAAUGGCUCCAUUCACUUCAAUCACUCUAGUGUUGAACACGUG
Messenger RNA from Serpula lacrymans var. lacrymans S7.9, 546 nucleotides. RefSeq lists its product as uncharacterized. Bases 101 to 460 code for a protein of 119 amino acids. The transcript is spliced from 3 exons. Lineage: Eukaryota; Fungi; Basidiomycota; Agaricomycetes; Boletales; Serpulaceae. The record is from RefSeq and is a predicted model, not a curated record.